UGUCAAAAGGUCACUUCACUCGCACCGUGUUCUGUGGCCAUGGCUGUGCAGCGAGCUGCCGCGCUCCGGUUGCUUCUCGUCGCCAUGGCCGUGGCUGCGGCGAGGGGUGCUGUCGGUGGUGGUGCUCCGGCGAAGGUUCCGGCGAUCUUUGUGUUCGGCGACUCGACGGUCGACGUCGGGAACAACAACUACCUGCCCUGGAGCAGCGCCAGGGCUGACUUCCCCCACAACGGCGUCGACUUCCCCGGCGGCAAGCCGACGGGAAGGUUCAGCAAUGGCCUCAUUGGCGUCGACUUCAUAGCUGCUGCAAUGGGGUUCGGGAGGAGUCCACCACCUUACCUCUCUCUCGUCGCCAUGGCUGCCAACAGCAGCAGCAGCAGCAACAGCAGUGUAGAAGUGAUGAACAAGAACAACAGGACGAUGAUGGCGGCUGCAUCAUCAGGCAUGAAAGGAGCCAACUUUGCUUCAGGAGGCUCUGGUCUUCUUGAUUCCACAGGAACUACAAUCAACAUGACAAAGCAGAUAGAGUAUUUCUCAGACCUCAGAGACCAGAUAUCAACCAUGUUGAGCGCCGACAAAGCGUCAACCUUGCUGUCCAAAUCAAUCUUCCUCAUCAGUGCUGGUGGGAAUGAUGCAUUCGACUUCUUCUCCCAGAACAAAUCACCAGACUCUACAGCAAUUCAGGAAUUCUGUGAAGCCAUGGUCUCUACAUAUGACAGUCAUGUGAAAACAUUGUACAAUUUAGGAGCAAGGAAGUUUGCGGUGAUCAAUGUGCCCUAUCUCGGGUGCUGCCCAUAUUUGAGAAGUCAGAGCCCAACUGGAGAGUGCAUGGAGCCGCUAAAUCAGCUGGCCAAGAGACUGAACAGCGAAAUCCAGGACCUGUUCAGAGACCUCAGCUCUGAAAUGCAGGGAAUGAAGUACUCCAUUGCCAGCUCCUAUGAGGUUAUCUCCAGCCUAAUUAAAAACCCGCAAGCUGCUGGGCUUGUAGAGGUGAAGAGUGCAUGCUGUGGUGGUGGUGGCAGGUUCAAUGCCGACAAAGCGUGUACCCCCAGCUCCAGCUGCUGCACUGACCGCAGCAAAUAUCUCUUCUGGGAUCUCCUGCACCCUACCCAGGCCACCUACAAGAUUGUAGGCCAUGCCUUCUAUGACGGGGCAGCCCGGUUUGUCAGUCCAAUAACCUUCAAGCAGCUCGCUGCGGCAUAGCAUUUCGGCAUGAGAAAGUUGAACUAGGAUUAGACCAAGAUAUCAUAUGCCUGUAUCAAUCUCCAGCAUGAUGCUGAACUAUCCAAAAGACCAAACUACGAAGGACAUGUUGCCAUUUAUCUGAAAACCUACAUAAAGGGAGGUGUGCCACUAUGCUUUUCACCCUUUGAGAAAUGCAGGAAUGGUGACAGAACCUGUCCUAGUUUUCUCACAAGUGUAAGUACAAAUGGCUGCUGUU
Messenger RNA from Oryza brachyantha (malo sina), 1441 nucleotides. RefSeq names its product GDSL esterase/lipase At5g55050-like. The transcript has 5 exons. Bases 40 to 1203 code for a protein of 387 amino acids. Gene Ontology annotation, molecular function: hydrolase activity, acting on ester bonds. The record is from RefSeq and is a predicted model, not a curated record. Lineage: Eukaryota; Viridiplantae; Streptophyta; Magnoliopsida; Poales; Poaceae.